AUGAACAAAGCUACCCAACCAGAGCAUUUCGAAGAUGGUAGGAUUGGAAGUCCUGAGAAACCAGCAAACAUAUCGCUAGAAGAGACCCGCAGCGAUGCCGAGCUCUAUGAGAAGCGCAAUAAAAAGCUAAAUCGUCGUCUGGAUAUUCGCAUUCUACCUCUAUGCUGUUGGGUUUAUCUGCUCAAUUUUCUGGAUAGAGGAAACAUCGGCAAUUCCAGGGUGCUCAAUGCAGAGACUGGAGACGACUUGCUGCAGCAGACAAACAUGACGGCGGACGGGUACGCCAUUACCGUCACAUUGUUUUCGGUAGCAUACGCCUUGUUCGAAGUUCCAUCAAACUGGGUAAUGAAGCAUUACGUUCGUCCAUCUCUCUGGCUGGCAUUCCUUCUCUUCUCCUGGGGCGCCCUUACGAUAGGUUUUGCUGGAGUUAAGAAUUAUGCAACCGUCGUUACCUUGAGGUUUUUGAUUGGUGCCUUUGAAGCAGGCUUCUUUCCAGGCAUUGUCUACUUCAUCACAAUCUGGUACAGGCACGACGAAAGAGCUGUUCGCAUUGCCUGUGUGGUCGCAUUUUGCAAUCUUGCUGGUGCUUUUGGAGGUGCAAUAGCAUAUGGUGUGGGUCACAUCAAUGGACGAGGCGGCCUCCAGGGCUUCAGAUGGCUUUUCAUAAUCGAAGGAAUUAUAACGCUGCUCAGUGCAAUUCCCUUGUGGCUGUGUCUUCCGGACUAUCCUGCACGAGCAAAGUUCUUGAACGAGGACGAUAAGCGUUUUGCAGAGGACCGAUUGAAGGAUCGCGGUGGAGGCUAUAACAGGGAGCACGCUUCUCGCAAGGAGACUUUGGCAACCAUUUGCAGUCCUCGUAUGUUAGCACACUAUAUCGCCUACAUUGCCGAUGUGGUCCCUCAGGGAUCGUUCACAUUUUUCACACCGACCAUCGUGAAAGGUCUUGGCUAUACCUCAAUUCACGCUCAGCUACUCACUGUGCCUCCCUGGUGUAUCGGCUUUGUGGUUGCAAUUACCCUCAGCUAUUCAGCAGACCGCUUCAAUGCUCGAGGAGCGCAUAUAACCAUUGCAUCGAUCAUUGGUGGGGUUGGUUGGCUCACCGCGGGACUUCUACCUCACGAUGCAUAUGUCAAGCGUUAUGGGUGCCUUUGUCUUGCCGCAUGCGGCGCUUUCCCAGUCGCCCCUUCAAUGACCAACUGGGUUACAUGCAAUACACCCAGCCUUCUCACUAUACCAUUUGCGAUAGCACUUCAUAACUCGAGUGCAGGUGUCGGUCAAAUCAUAGCGCAAUGGAUUUGGCGAGCAGAUGAAGCAACCAAAGGUUAUCCAACAGGAAACUUUGUCUGUGCUGCCUGCAGCUUUUUUGUUGCAGCUGUCAUCUUCAGCUUGAGACUUUUAUACGGAAGAAUGAACGCCAAUGGGACUGUGGAUGCUAGUGGGGCCAAGAGAGUGUGGGCUUAUUAA
Exophiala bonariae is the source of this 1464-nucleotide messenger RNA. RefSeq lists its product as uncharacterized. NCBI's taxonomy places the organism in Eukaryota, Fungi, Ascomycota, Eurotiomycetes, Chaetothyriales, Herpotrichiellaceae. Gene Ontology annotation, biological process: transmembrane transport. Gene Ontology annotation, molecular function: transmembrane transporter activity. The transcript is spliced from 5 exons. The record is from RefSeq and is a predicted model, not a curated record. The coding region runs from base 1 to 1464 and encodes 487 amino acids. Gene Ontology annotation, cellular component: membrane.